This is a messenger RNA of Anopheles bellator, 1326 nucleotides long. RefSeq lists its product as uncharacterized. The record is from RefSeq and is a predicted model, not a curated record. Gene Ontology annotation, biological process: sensory perception of taste. The coding region runs from base 1 to 1326 and encodes 441 amino acids. The transcript has 5 exons. Lineage: Eukaryota; Metazoa; Arthropoda; Insecta; Diptera; Culicidae. Gene Ontology annotation, cellular component: neuronal cell body; dendrite; membrane.
AUGAAUCGUGCACGGAAGUUGUGGAUGAUCAACGCCUGGGCUGUUGCCUAUCUACUACGGAACGUGUUCUGUUUGCCUUGCGUGACGAUCUCAUACCCGCGGGGUAAACUUGUAACAAAACCCAGUAAAAUAGCUCACCGUGUACUGCAGGGCCUAAAAUUUGUGUUGCUAAUAGUUUCGAUCGGAAUAGGCGGCUACUGGAAUCUAUCACUAACGUUCAGCUCCUAUGGCUCUCAGUUGCUGGAAAGUACAGUGUCCCAAAGGUUCUUCGAAAUAGAGAAAGUAGUUUCCUACGGCUUACCAUUACUGGUGAUGGUUGGAAUUUAUUACCAUCGAAUGAAGAAUGGGUCUAUGGUGCGACGUUUAAAUCAAGAAUUGAAAUUGCUCGCCUUAAGAGCCGGUGCUUCUCAGAACUUCGUGCAAAAUUGGAGUACCAGUAGCAAAUGGGACCGAUAUGGGCGGUUAAUCGUGAAGCAAACAAUCGAACUGAUAGCCCUCUGUGUGUUAUGGGCAAACCUGAGCGAUACACGGUGCGAGGCUAGUGGACAGAUGAAUGUAAGCAUAAUAAUUUCAUCACUGAUGUCGAUACUGCCAGCCACCAUCCUUUUGCUGGUAUCCGUUGAGAUGGGUAUCAUAUUUUCUUUUAUGGCCCUAUCGCUAGCCAAUUUAAAUCGAUCCCUCGAUAGAUUUGUAGUUGGACGCACCCCCAUCGAACCCGGAACAUUCGGUCUUCAUGAUCGUACACGACAUGAAGAUACUUUACUUCGUGAAUCAGCCCGAUUCGGUGCGGCUGGGAACAAAGUGUUGCGCAAUCUAAUUAUGCAAUACGACAAGCUGGUCGAUGUGGUAGCAAUCGUGGUGCAAUUUUAUUCUCCAACUUUGCUCCUCAUCAUAGGAAUGCAUUUUGUGCAGUUCACCAUGCAGCUUUUUCUGUGCUAUGGGAAAAUGUCCAGCACGACCAGUGAAUCCGUGAACAAUGAUAAACUUGGCCAAACACUGCUACCGUUGGUGUCGGCCGCCGCUAGCCUAAUUCAAAUGUUUUUCAUCAUUGAUACGACGGCUGAUUUCAAUCGUAAGAUUGGUGAUGAUACUGUGGCCAUUUUGGAUUUGAUGACCAAAUACAACUCGGAAUGUUUAAAGUUGACUGCCAACAAUGCUUACAAGACAAAAAAUUUUAAUCAAAGCUUGGACAUUCUUUUCCUUAUUGUCAAUAGGGCACGAAAUGACACCACACUAUAUGAAUAUUUUGACCUAGAUCAAACACUCGUUAUGACCAUAAUUGCAUCGGCUUGCUCGUAUUUCAUCGUUUUAAUUCAAGUAAUGUAA